AUGGCCCCUGCAGUUGAUGGUCGCCUUGCUAUCCUCGCCGGCAUCUCUCUUUCCUUUGUUGCCGUCACGGCAAUCAAGCGGCUCAUCAAGAAGCGACAGAAUAACCUUCCUCUUCCUCCUGGCCCAGCGCCGCUCCCAUUGCUAGGGAGCGUCUUAUCUGUUGACACUCAGGAGCCUUGGUUGACUUAUACUGAAUGGGGUGCUACGUAUGGGGAUUUGGUCUUCGUGCGAAUUCUAGACCAGAAAAUUGUCGUGGUCGAUUCUCAGCGCAUUGCAGAAGCCUUAUUGGAAAAGCGUUCUCGGAUUUACUCCGAUCGACCAUACCUAGCCACAAUCGAGCCGUAUGGCUGGUCGAUAAGCUUUGCAUUCAUGGGUUAUGGCGAUGAAUGGCGUCUCUGCCGACGACUGUUCCACCAAACGUUCCGUUCCAAGUCUGCAGUGAAAUUUCGCCCAAUGCAGAUCAGGCGAGCUCGUGAGAUGGUCGUUAACCUAGUCGAUGACCCUCAACAUUAUCAUGACCACUUCGCAACAUUCUCGCUAUCUGUUGUGAUGUCAGCUUCAUAUGACUACGAUAUAGGAGCUCGUGAUGAUCCUCUGGUGAAGAUUGUGGUAGAGGCACUGAAUCUGAGCUCGGCCCUGUUGACCCCGGAGACAGCGUUAAUGCUUAAAACCUUUCCCUUCUUACUCAAGUUACCUGACUGGUGCUGGGGAUCCUCGAUCAAGCGUAGUGCUCGAGCAUCGACAGAGCGCAUCAAUAAAAUGGUCAACGUGCCGUUUCAAUAUGCGCAACGGCACAUGACUUCAGCACUUUUGAUGGUUUUUAUUUUGGCGAUGGUAUUAUAUCCAGACGUUCAAAGACGAGCACAAGCGGAAAUCGACUCAGUGGUUGGAAAAGAUCGGCUACCAACGUUCGAGGACAGUGCAUCACUACCCUACAUCGAUGCAGUUGUGCGAGAAACUUUCCGAUGGCAGCCUGUUGUACCACUUGGUAUACCACAUACUGCCUUGGAUGAUGACGUAUACGAUGGCUAUUUCAUUCCAAAAGGUGCGCUGUUUUUGGGCAUUACACGAGAUGAAAAGCGGUACCCAAACGCAACUCAUUUUAUACCAGAGAGGUUCAUCGACGUUAAUGGUGCGUUGACAGCUGAUGACCCCGCACAGUACGUCUUCGGCUUUGGUCGGCGUGUAUGUCCAGGGCGGUAUACCGCUGUUGCUUCUGUGUGGUCUGCCAUUGUGACUAUGUUGGCCACAUUGGAUAUAUCUUCUGCCAAAGAUGACCAGAGCAAAGUGAUCAACUUUACUCCCAUAUUCAUCCCAGGAGGUUGGCGAACUGCUGAGUUUUGA
Suillus plorans is the source of this 1344-nucleotide messenger RNA. RefSeq names its product cytochrome P450. Gene Ontology annotation, molecular function: monooxygenase activity; oxidoreductase activity, acting on paired donors, with incorporation or reduction of molecular oxygen; heme binding. Bases 1 to 1344 code for a protein of 447 amino acids. The transcript has 10 exons. The record is from RefSeq and is a predicted model, not a curated record. Lineage: Eukaryota; Fungi; Basidiomycota; Agaricomycetes; Boletales; Suillaceae.